CAAAAAAUGCGUCAUUGAGGGCAUCUAGUCUAUAUAAUUUCUGGAACCGAUUUCUCAUGUUCGGAAAUACCCUUCUCCGCUUACUUUUAUUUUCUUUGUCCAAUGCACCAGUGGUUUGUGAAACAUCACGUGAUUGAAUCUCGGGUCAAACCGGGAAAGCAGACUGCUUUUCGAGGUCUUGUCCCGCUUGCCUUUUGGUCUCCACUCCCCCAAAAGUUGACCCUGCCACAAUCUUGCCUUGCUUAGCCGGACGAAAAUGUCUCACAUGCGCUCACAUGCACGGGCCUCACCAUUAUCGGCUAUUCGCUCAUGUCCCGCUCCUGCUGUCUUAGACACACACCUCUUAUCCGCCGUAUAAACGUGAAUCAAACUAACGACUGCUCAAGAAGAUGAAGUUUAUCCCGCAUCGAUUCCGCUCGCGAUGGCUGUAGCGACCGUCGCUCUCCCUGUGACGUCCUCUGAGCCCUCGAAUCAAGGGCUCGCAUCCCUAGCCUCGGCCGAUGCCGUUGCAUACCUCUCUUACUCCGCCUCUAAGACGCCUCUUCGGUCACUGGUUCACGUCCCGUGCCCUCUGGAUCCGCUGCGGCAGCGAGCGACAUGGCGACAAGGAGUUUAGUAAUGGACGUGGCGUGGGGGUCACACGGCUAGUGAAUGUGAUGAAUGUGCUGCCCAAUGUGGCCUACUCCCGGGGCGGAGCUCAAACGAUCAUAGUCAAGCUCUUACUUCUCGUCGCGGAGCUAUCGAGCAGCAUGACCGGACUGCCAUCUCGCGCACUUACCCCAGACGAGGUAUUGGGCAUAAACGUAGCUUUGCGAACGCUGCAGAACUCGCUCACGCAACUGCUGUUCGCAAGCCCGUCGAUCCCGACACCGGUUCUCGCGACAUUAAAGCCGCUCUCGGGUCCUCUUAGUCAAGUUGCCACAGUACUUGGCUACUCGGGCCCGGCUUCCACUAUCUCAAACGUUCUCGAUCGGCUCCCAGUAUGAUGCAGUUCAUAACGAAUGAGAUCCUGAUUUGUACGACGACGACGGAGAUUCAUGUUCGAGUUGGUGGUGUGCGUGGUAUCUUGCCCAUGUACUUUCUCGCAUUCAGCGUGCUUGGUGACUUGUAUGAUAGCGAUUCAAGUUUAGUGAUACAUACAAGAGUCAGCCUACGAUAGUGCUGUGUCUAAAUCGGCAUCCAAAGUCGGGUCCCAGGGGAUUUACAGAACAUUUACAUGCUCGACGUCGAGAUCAGAUGUAUUGUUGAAUGAUGUAGCGUAUGAGUGCGGGGAAGCGCGAAUAGCGUGGUAUCCGAUUGUACCUCGCUGGCCGGAACGUUGACGUUAAGCCGCCUCAAGAUCCCAGCGGCUAAGAAAAAUCUCGUGUAGCGCUUGCUGUGGUUCCAGAACGACAACACCGACGAGCACGUCGCUGCGUUGGGCUUCCGAAGCGGAGGCGAGGGCUUUUCGUAGCCAUGAUUGAAACUGAGGAUCCAAUCGUGUUCAGGAUGGAUCCCCUAGUCAAACCAAUGAUCGUCGAAAGGUUCAGGGCCUUCCCAAAUUGUUGGAGGGCUGCUCAAUCUUCUGCGCUGAUGUCGUUGCACGCUUGUAGCUUUAGCAACCAGCGAAAAAAAUCGAUGUCUCAUCCGUCUCGUUGCAAUCUCUUACUCAACAUGACCUGGUACAAGUUCCCCAUGAUCGGCCAGAUUCGCCGUAAAACACAUCAAUCGUGCUACUUCUUGGUGCUUUGAGAAGUGUAUGGGGGCGUUCCGAUCUCAUCCCGAAGCACAAUUUGCGCAGAAGUGAGUUCACAGGUUAAGCUGAUAAGGGAGAUUUUUUUUGCUGGAUUCGGCGAGCAGGCCAUAUCGAGCCUGGACAGUUUUAUCCGGGCACAGUUUGAACCCCAACAUAUUGAGGUUGCACUCGGGCAUCGUGGUCCCCUUCAUACGAAGGGGAUGCAAACACCCCAAGCCUCCCGGACAGAGCUUGGCAGUGAUGAUAACAGGCUGCCGCAGCGAGACGGUGCAACAAAUUCUAUGAGAGAAGCCUCACGUGCGGCACAAGCGAUUCCCAAGGAGCCAUCACACAAGCCUUAGUUCAAACUUCGACAUGUGGGAGUGGCGAUCGAGUGCGGGAUAUCGGGAAAUGAUCUGGUGACAAAGAUGCCAUGAUAGCUGGUGGCAAAUUGUGAGGCCACCGUCCCCCAUUCUGG
Mycena citricolor is the source of this 2192-nucleotide messenger RNA. The record is from the annotation of a GenBank genome assembly. Lineage: Eukaryota; Fungi; Basidiomycota; Agaricomycetes; Agaricales; Mycenaceae.